This is a messenger RNA of Sycon ciliatum, 5655 nucleotides long. RefSeq lists its product as uncharacterized. Gene Ontology annotation, biological process: protein phosphorylation; positive regulation of kinase activity; cell surface receptor protein tyrosine kinase signaling pathway. Lineage: Eukaryota; Metazoa; Porifera; Calcarea; Leucosolenida; Sycettidae. The record is from RefSeq and is a predicted model, not a curated record. The transcript has 22 exons. Gene Ontology annotation, cellular component: signaling receptor complex; plasma membrane. Gene Ontology annotation, molecular function: ATP binding; calcium ion binding; transmembrane receptor protein tyrosine kinase activity. The coding region runs from base 396 to 4802 and encodes 1468 amino acids.
UGAAUGGGAAAUCGAUGGAGAAAAAGAUGAAUCGAUGUUCGCUGCACUUCGUGCUCCUCCUUCCUGAUGACCCAACACGUGUCGUGUUUCUGACGGAGAAGGUCGACAAUGCCAGAACGCAAGGGCAGCCUUGCAAUGAUCGCGAUGAUGAUGUGAACAUUAUUCGUUUUUAGUACACUAUUUCGCUGGCGUUGUCUUUGCGGCGGGGCUAGGCUGCCCUUGAUCUUGGUGUGAGGACUGAAGUAAUGUGCUGGUGCUUGGGUGAGCAAGUCCGAAUCAAUCUGGUGCUGGGGUGAGCAAGUCCGAAUCAAUCACUACAGUCCAUUAAUCACUUACCAGUGGAUCGAACGAAGUGUGUCCGGUCAGACGACGACAGAGAGGAGCAGCGCUGUGCGAUGGCUUGGGCGCGGUGCCUGCAAGCCCGGCUGUACCAGCUGCUGAUCGCAACAAUGGCAAUACUCACUAGUACUGGAGUGUGCAGCCAAGCAGCAUGUCCAACCGGCUCUCUGUUGAGGCAAACAACGUCGCAUUGCAUCAGUAUGAUAACUAUCGACACGGUGGCCUACGGGCAGAGUCAAACUCAAUACAACGGGACAGCGUUACCAUUGACUGUCACGCGUCCCGGAGCGGUAACCACUACUCGAGUUGGACCUCGCGCUGCUCCAGUCCUAAGCUUUGCCAACCGUUUUGCAAUUUCCAUCUCUACACCCCAGUCUGGUGUGGAUCUCUCAUCAACGUGGACAUUGGUAGCAACUGUUGAGUUUCCUCAAGCCACAACAACCGCCACCACCGUUAUCCUCUUCUACACCAAUGUGGGCUACGUGAACUACUAUGUCAAGAAGACUGUGCAAGGAUCGACAGUGACAUUUGAUGCCUCGCUUUCAAUCAUUGAUACAUCCAUGAAUGGAGUGACAUCAGCUAUACCAUUAGCCAGUUCCAACAGCACAAUGCCAGAGUUUGGUCUUCUAGCAGUAGCACUAGUGUACCUGAAGGAUGCCCGCACACUUCGUGUCCUGUUACAUGGAAGUCAGGUAGCGUCAAGUGGUGUUACCAUUCAGCCUGGUACGUACUUCAAAGGACUGGGUGCAUCGUCAGCGUCCAAUCAUCUUAGUCGUCUGCUGUCUGUGAGGCUGUUCAACGAGGAGCUGUUUCAACCUGAAAUACUCACUAUUAGCAAUUGUGCGUCUCCAGCCAGUCUAUCAUCAUGUACUGCAUGCAGUGGACUUGUUGAGCAGCAGAAUUGUCUCUCACCUGCUGACGCACUCUGCUCACCGGGAUUUCUGCAAGGACAGAACUUUACUUGUAACACAUUCACAUCGUGUGAGGUGCUGGGUGAUCGACCUGUGCAAGAUGGAACCGUGUUGAAAGGACCCUACAAUAACUAUAUUUACACGUGGCUACUGCCCAUGCACACCAAGAACAACUGUAGAGCUCGGAUGAUGGGUCUUGAAAUCUACCAUUCCAGUGCUUUGCGGUGUGAUGUGAUCCUGUCAGUCUGGAACAAGAAUGCACAAGGUCUAACACCCAAUGAAUACGUCCGUGAAUUUAGGACGGCGAAGUACCAAAUUCCUGCUGCGACGACAAAGCCGACAUUAGCACGCUAUUUCUUUCCUAUAACUCCAAGUUACGUAUUGCCAUACACAAACACUUCAUAUAUUGGUAUUACCACUACUAGAGGAGCGUGUCGUUUGCUAGGAACGUCUAGUAGCUCAGUAGGAGUUCGCUAUGCACUUAGUGCCAAGGGUUUGCCAGUCAAAUUCGGGACGCGCGAUUUUACCAAUGGAGUCAACAUGAAGCUGUCACUUCGGCUUCUACUGAAAGAUUUCGAUGAAUGCGCCUUGUCUACAUCGUGUCAACCCAAUACCACUAAUGUGUGUAGUAAUACAUUUGGAUCAUACAGUUGCGCAUGUAAGAGUGGAUACAGUGGAACGGGUGGUGCUUCUUGUGCUUACAUAGCUACCACGGUGCCAACAACCACACCAACAACCACACCAACAACAACACCAACAACCACACCAACAACCACACCAACAACCACACCAACAACCACACCAACAACAACACCAACAACCACACCGACAACCACACCAACAACAACACCAACAACCACACCAACAACUACACCAACAACCACACCGACAACCACACCAACAACCACACCAACAACCACACCAACAACCACACCAACAACAACACCAACAACCACACCAACAACCACACCAACAACAACACCAACAACCACACCAACAACAACACCAACAACCACACCAACAACCACACCAACAACCACACCAACAACCACACCAACAACCACACCGACAACCACACCGACAACCACACCAACAACAACACCGACAACCACACCGACAACCACACCAACAACAACACCAACAACAACACCAACAACCACACCAACAACAACACCAACAACCACACCAACAACCACACCAACAACCACAGCAACAACCACACCAACAACUACACCAACAACAACAACUACACCAACGUCGACACCGGUAACUACAGCAGAAGUGACAGGAAUACCAACAACCGCAGCAGUAACCCCAGCAGCAACAACUCUUGCACCACAACAUACAAUACCAGCAACAACACAAUCUGAAACCACACCAGCACAAACAGCAACAGUAUCAAUAGCAACUUCGAGAACUGGAGCAUCAACUGCAUUAGCAGCCACAACAACAACUUCAGCAGCCUCAACAGCAUUGCCAGCAACUGCAGCCACUUCCGAGUUUACACCAUCAUCACUAGCAACAUCGGACGUAGCAACAGCAACGUAUUCAACAACUCAAUCAGGAAUAUCAUCAUUGCACCCUACAAUGCCAACUAGCUCACCGACAGGAACACAAACUGCAGUGUCGUUAUCGACAACGCAGUCACCCAGAACCCUGACGACCAUGACCCAGGCUCCCACCAACCAGGUUCUUACCAGCCAAUCAACACCAGGUCAAACAAGCACAGCCCAAGGAUCCACAAUGACUACUUCUCAAUCCGCCACCACCACAGAUGGUUUUACAAACCAGCCACUGACAUCCCAAUCACUCACCGUGAAGCUACAAACAACUGAAGCUUCUGCAACAAACUCUCCUGCAACUCAAGCUGCCAUAACUCAGCUCCCGGCAACCCAAUCUACAGGAGAAUCACCAUCGACAUCAACACCAUUAUUGAACAUCAGUACAACACCUGUCCUUGGUCCUGGCCCUGAGUCACAAUCAUCUUCAUCCUCUAUUCUACCCAUGGUAAUUGGCAGUGUAGGCGGGCUAGUGGCACUGGUAGCAGUUAUUGUUCUAGUGGUGCUGGUUAGACGACGACAGCACCACAAGGGCAGUGCUACCCUACGCAUGGGCAAUACUGCACAGGACGGAGUGACCAACUCGGCCUAUGGAGUGGCUCUGAAUAACAUGCGGCCACUUGAUGGAGAUAUUCCAUGCCAUGUUGGUCAAAUUCAGAAUGAAUACGCUGAUACAACUGACCUUGGUCCGGCACACCAUCAAGUAUCUACUGCCAAUGGUGCUGUAGCUGGGGAUCUAAGAAGGCAGGUGGCAUCACCCAGUGAAUAUGCCAGUCCAGUUGCACGGUUGUCCAGUCAGCAGCAAGCCGCUGGUGAUGAUACGUACGACUCACUGCAAAGACACGGUCCUGAUAGGAAUGGUGGAAGUGCUGUGAUGACAGGAUUUGAGAGACAGCGCAGCGCCAUUUGUCACUCACUCGCAACGUCGUUCGGUGGUGAAGAUGAUGUCUAUGCAACCGUGGUGAGAAGUGUGGACGAUGACCACCCAUAUCAAGAACCACCGGGCACCGUGGAAGACCUGUAUUCACAUCUACAGCAGCCAGUCUACCAGCAAAUCAACCGAUCGGCUGUAACCCUGGGCAAAGAGCUUGGGUCAGGGGAAUUCGGCACAGUGGUGGAAGGAGUGCUCCACAUGAAUGAACGUAGCAUACCAGUAGCUGUCAAGAUUCUGAACAAGAACAAUGCUGAUGCGAAGAAAUCAUUAUUACAGGAAGCAGCGUUGAUGGGACAGUUCAACCACAUCAAUGUCGUCAGGCUUGUGGGAGUUGUUACAAGAGCUGAUCCGGUAUUGGUGGUGCUUGAGUUGAUGUCUGGUGGAGAUCUGCGAUCACAUCUACAUAGGCUACAACCUGAGCGUGGCAUGAAGGUGAAACGAACGGUGCCAAGUGAACUGUUACGAAUGUCACGAGAGAUUGCAAGCGGCAUGUCCUAUCUUGCUAAAAGACAGUUCAUUCACAGGGAUUUGGCGACACGCAACGUUCUCCUGGAUUCAUCCUUAGUCUGCAAGAUUGGUGAUUUUGGAAUGUCACGUAACUUAGCUGAUGAUACUUACUACGAAUCACAUGGCGGUAUGAUACCAGUCAAGUGGACUUCGCCAGAGGCAUUGUUGUACCGUAAAUACUCUGUGUUCAGUGAUGUCUGGAGUUUCGGUGUCGUUCUCUUCGAGAUAUUCAGCCUAGGGAAGAAGCCAUACUUUGGAAUGUCCCCGCAGAAGGUGAUCAGCUUUGUAUUUGAAGAUCGGAAACGUCUACCACCGCCAUCAGGUGUCAGCAGGGACCUUUACAAACUGAUGUUACAAUGCUGGCACCCAGAUCAUCGCAAGCGUCCAGACUUUGAUCACCUGGUGCAACGGCUUAGCCGUACGGCCGUCCUACUCGCGCCGGUGCCUAAGUCCAGUGUAUUACCCGGGCAAGCAUACUCUAUUGGUGCACCAUUACAAGCAAGUGAGAAGAUGUAUGAAGAUAUGCAAGCGUUUUACUGCUUGGAGUCAUGAUCUCGCCACUCUCCAUGGUGUCACAAGAUAUCCUGGGAAGUGAUAGUGAUGUCAUGGCUGUGUGUGUGUGUGUGUGUGUGUGUGUGUGUGUGUGUGUGUGUGUGUGUGUGUGUGUGUGUGUGUGUGUGUGUGUAGUAUAUUGUAUAAAAUACACGCCCAUAUCAUGGCGAAUGAUCUUGGUGUCUGGUAUCCGCACAUGCUGGUCAGGAACUGAGAAUGCAGCAUGUCAGUCUUGAUGCAAUGCAAUUGGAACUUGAAAUUAUAGUACAUGCGAAUUCUGUUCAAUUCUACUCUGGAUAUCCAACACAAUGUUCAGACAAAUAAACGUGUGUGUCCCAUGCAGGGAGUAACACACCUUCACUUUUUUCUGUCUUGAUAACAAAUUAAAUUUUAUCGAGCAUUAUAAGAUUCAAGCCUGGCUAUUUAUGAGGACGCGAUUUGUCACGACUGAGUACAUGCAACAUUUUCCGUGUUAUAUUUUUGCUGUUUCCCCUUUUCAUUCCCUUUUAUUUUUUUUAAAUUAUUUAUAGGUCGAUUUUUGAUGAGAUACGGAGCUUGCACUUCCGUACACUGUUCAUUUGUUUUAUUAUUACUGUUUACAUCCUCAUGUUAAUGCUGGAUGCUGAGUCCGGAGUUCUGCUUAUGCUGCGUGGCUUUGAUGAGAGGAGACAGCAGAAUUCAAAAUAUCCAGGCAAUAAACUGAUUACCUGCCAGAUCUGCAUCAGUGUGGAUCCUGGGUUAUGCUGUCUGGUUCGUGUGUUGAACAGUUUGUGGGUACAUACGUGCGUGCUCGCCUUGAUCGUGCAAGCGUGCGUGCACCCAUCUGCGCUUGCAUUUGAUUUGGUACAUUCUU